Dalotia coriaria is the source of this 1657-nucleotide messenger RNA. RefSeq lists its product as uncharacterized. The coding region runs from base 149 to 1615 and encodes 488 amino acids. NCBI's taxonomy places the organism in Eukaryota, Metazoa, Arthropoda, Insecta, Coleoptera, Staphylinidae. The record is from RefSeq and is a predicted model, not a curated record. The transcript has 6 exons.
CCACACACAAACGCGUAUAAUAUCGUUUGACAGUUUUUUUGCGUUCUGUUUAAAUUUAGAUUUACUCUUUUACAAUUUGCGCGUUAUAUAUUUAUAGUUUAUAUUAAGUGGUUGUGUUAUAUCUGGUGGUUUGAGGUGAGAAUGCACGAUGCGUGUUCACUGGAAGAGAUUGUGUUGUCUUGGCAUUUUGUUUUGGGUCUGUAUGAGUGGAUACGACUAUUAUAACGGAAGUAUAUUGGUUCCCGGAGAGUUCGCUAAAAGCGAUCUAAAUAAAGUAGCAGAAGGGCAAAAAGAAGCUCAAUUUUUGCACUCGUUCCAAACUGGAGAAAACCUUGAAACUGAGUGGUCCUUCUGGACAUACGCGUUAACAUUUUUAACUACCAAUAUAAUUCUUGUAUUGGCGGUACUCUCAAGAAAGUACUAUCCGAAACGCUUGCAAACUACAAAUGAAAUAAUUGCAACAAAUAUGGCCAUUCGAGCCGCGCUUAUGGAUAACAUAGAUGAUAACACUGAAAACAUUGUAAUCAUACAUGAAAAUAAAUAUGACGCGUGUCCAAUGCAUAAAUAUAAAGCUAAAGAUGAAAAUAUGGAACUGAUGAGUGCUACUAAAGAAGUUGUUAGUCUAAAUAAGAAACUGGAGGGUUUAAAUGAAGAAAAACGCAAUUUGACUCGAUUCCUUGCACAAUCCGAAAAGGACAAUCGAAUAAUCAAGCAGAAAAUGAUGGAGGUGUUGCGCGACAAGAACGUACUACUGAAAAGGCUCGAGGCAGCCACGAGGGAAAUUAGAAGCAACACGGUUGCGCGUCAAGCUACCCUUGGUAAGCUGGAGGAGUCCAUUCAAUGUUCGAACCAGUUCAAACAGCAGAUCCAACAGAUGUCCGCCGAAAAGUCCGAGCUUUUACGCAGACUUCGACAAUCGGAGGCACAGUUGAAAACACUGCGACGACAGACCGAUAACAAAAGUGUAAAUAGCAAGAGUAGCUACAAUGGAAUUAAGCUUACAUCACACCCGAAACCAGUAGACUCAACUAAAGACAUCGAACAGAUUGAAAUGAAGCUGCACGAUUUGGAAGCGAGUCUGGAAAAAAUGAAAUGCAAAAGUUCUGAAAAGAAUGAAGACUUCGAAUCUGAAGAUAAUGAUGACACAAGUGACAGUGAGCCGAAGAUCCUGCGUCAGGUUAGUAGCAGUGACAUGAACUUCCUCUCGGAGGUUGAGCCAAGCUACACAAAUCUCCUCGGAAAGUUCGAUUGCGAGCCAGGCGCCGGCGGCCAACAACACCACCAGAUAGUUGAAUCAAUUGCGUCUGCGGUCGUCCCUUACUACGACAAGCAGCAUAAAUUUGCAGUGACGAAUACGUUCGGCAGCGCCCUGUUUAAUAUACUCAGGCUCAUCCAGAAGCAACACUCUGAGUGCAUUAACGUGCUGGUACGACCGCGAGAUCCUGUCAGCGUUAACUAUACCGUAGUUUGCAAUUAUAAGUGUCCAUGUGCGGAACGGUUCGCUACGAACUACUUCGGGGCAUGCGUGUUGAAGAGGACGAACUGCGAGGAGGAACAUGAGCAGUCUGGAUGUCAAGCUAUGGUAAAAUACGCACUGCCAAGAAAUAUUUUAUAACAAUCAAAUUGAGUAUAAAAUAAAAUGAAAUUUUCGUACGAA